AUGCUGCCGCGCCUGGUAGUGCUGCUGGAGGUGCUCCUCAGCCUGCGCCUCGGCUCCUGCGCGCGCGGGACAGAUCUGCCCAGCCCUCCAUCUGUGUGGUUUGAAGCAGAAUUUUUCUCCCACGUCCUCCACUGGACUCCCAUCCCGAAACCGUCAAACAGCACCUACUAUGAAGUAGAGCUUCUGAGGUAUGGGCUAGAACCCUGGAAGUCCAUCCCCAGCUGCAGCCAGACCCAGGUGUCGUUCUGUGACCUCACUAUGGUGACCCUGGACCUGUACCACAACAAUGGCUACCGAGCCAAGGUCCGCACGGUGGAUGGAAACCAGUACUCCAACUGGACCUUCACCAACACCCGCUUCUCCGUGGAUGAAGUGACUCUCACGAUUGGCAGCAUGAAGCUAGAGGUGCACAAUGGCAUCAUCCUCGGGAAGAUCCAGCCCCCUAGGCCCAAGAUAGCCCCUGCGGGCGACACUUACGAAAGCAUCUUCCAACACUUCCGCGAGUAUGAGAUUCAGAUUCGCAAGGUGCCGGGGAACUACACGUUCACAAAGGAGAAGGUGAAGCAUGAAAACUUCAGCCUCUCACCCCCUGGAGAUCUGGGAGAGUUCUGUGUCAAGGUGAAGCCAUCUCUGAGCUCCCGACUGAACAAGGGGGUAUGGUCCAAGGAGGAGUGCGUUGUGCUCACCCGGCAGUAUUUCACCACAACCAACCUCAGCAUCUUCUUCACCUUCGUCCUGCUUCUGUGUGGAGCCCUGGCCUACUGCCUGGCCCUCCAUCUGUACGUGCGGCGCCGGAGGAAGCUGCCCACCGUCCUGGUCUUCGAGAAGCCCCAGGCCUCCAGCUUUUUCAGCCAGCUUCCCUGCCCCGAGCCCCAGGACGCCAUCCAUCCCCUGGAUGAGGAGGCCUUCCCCAAAGUGUCCCCAGAGCUGAAGAACUCGGAACUGCACGGCAGCACGGACAGUGGCUUUGGCAGUGCCAAGCCAUCCCUGCAAAAUGAAGAGCUCCAGUUCCUCCUCCCUGCCCCCCACCCCCAGGCUGGGGGCACCACGGGCAAGGGGGCACCCCUGGAGCUGGAGGGCAGCAGCGGCAGCAGCAGCAGCACAGACAGUGGGAUCUGCCUGCAGGAGCCUGGCCUGAGUCCCAGCACUGGCCCCAGCUGGGAGCGGCGGGUGGGGGACAGCAGCCCGGGCCAGGAUGACAGUGGCAUCGGCCUAGUCCAAAACUCUGAGGGGCAGCCUGGGGACAGGCAGGGUGGCUCCGCCUUGGGCCCUGUCAAUGCCCCCGGGCCUGAGGAGCCUGGGGAAGAAGACCCAGCCUCAGUGGCAUUCCGGGGCUACCUGAAGCAGACCAGAUGCACAGAGGAGAAAGCAGCCAAGACAGGCUGCCUGGAGGAAGAGCCCUCCUCGACAGAUAGCCUUGGCCCCAGGUUCAGGACGUGCCUGGAUGCCGAGGCAGGCUGGCCUCUACCAGUGCUGGCCAAGGGCUAUUUGAAACAGGACCCAGGAAUGACUGUCACUCCCUCGGAGACCUCAACUGUACAGUGGGACCAGCCAAUGGAGGAAUGGUCGCUCCUGGGCUUGACCAGCUGUGCUGACCUAGGAGCAUCUGACUGGAGCUUGGCCCAUGAUCUUGCCCCUGUGGACUGUGUGGCAGCCCCAGGCGGUCUCCUGGACAGUUUCGACUCAAACCUGGUCACCCUGCCACUGAUCUCCAGCCUCCACUCCAAUGAGUGA
Messenger RNA from Odobenus rosmarus divergens (Pacific walrus), 1734 nucleotides. It is a transcript of the gene IL10RA, whose product is annotated as interleukin 10 receptor, alpha. The coding region runs from base 1 to 1734 and encodes 577 amino acids. The record is from RefSeq and is a predicted model, not a curated record. Lineage: Eukaryota; Metazoa; Chordata; Mammalia; Carnivora; Odobenidae. The transcript has 7 exons. Gene Ontology annotation, molecular function: protein binding.